GCGCGGGCCUUGCCUCCUUGCUUACCGCGGCCAGACAUGACUUUACAGUAAAACUAACUUUUGUAGACUUUACUACAAAACUAGGGUUUAGCGUCUUAAGGCCUUUAUACGCUUUCCUAGGGGUGGGGUCAGGAGUCAGCUUUUCAUUGGUUGUAAUUUGGUCGCAGAGAAGUCCAAUGAAAUCUGAAAUUUAGAAUCUUUGUUACGUAGGCUUGUACUGAAAACACAAGUUUCAUGUAUGAACCAAUGGAAACAAAAAGUAUCUUGAGGCCUAAUUUACAUAAGGUGGUUAUAAAAGGCUCAGGUCCUCGGGGUUGCAGCUUGUUUUCUCAAUUAACUAGGCAACUCUCCUGUGUUUUGCAAUCAUGCCUGAGCCGGCUAAAUCCGCCCCGGCUCCCAAGAAGGGUUCCAAGAAGGCUGUCAACAAGGCGCAAAAGAAAGACGGCAAGAAGCGCAAGCGCAGUCGCAAGGAGAGCUACUCCAUCUACGUGUACAAAGUGCUGAAGCAGGUGCACCCCGAUACGGGCAUUUCGUCCAAGGCCAUGGGCAUCAUGAACUCGUUUGUCAAUGACAUCUUCGAACGCAUCGCAGGCGAAGCUUCGCGCCUGGCACAUUACAAUAAGCGCUCUACUAUCACGUCCCGGGAGAUCCAGACGGCCGUGCGCCUGCUGCUGCCGGGCGAGCUGGCUAAACACGCCGUGUCGGAGGGCACCAAGGCGGUCACCAAAUACACCAGCGCCAAGUAGAGGCCCGCCUGGAUCAGGCACUCGCUGCCCCUCUUGCAUAAUCACCUGCUUAAAUCAGGAAAGAGCUUUGUCCACUUGCAUUAGUUUCUAGUUUCUAUUCCAAAGUUAAACUUCAAGGAUCUUGGAGAAGGUACACUUCAGUUUUAAGCGUUUGUAGUUUUGAGGUUCUCUGAGCUGGUUUGCAGUUGGCUGUAGAGCUCGCACUCCAUUUAGCUCCUAGGAGUUACUUUCAAACUAGGGUAAUGGAGGUUGGCCUCUUGGCCGGGUUUCUUCCGUGUUCUAGACUGUUCGGACACUUUAUCGACCUAAGUGAGAUGACUGACUUGAUUACUUUGUCGGUUAGAGGGCUCCAGGACACACCUAAACCUGUGGUGACCAAUACUGUGUACCACCCAACAACUGAAGUCGCUCGGUUCAGCUAUGUGUCCUGGGUACAGACAGUUUCCGGUAGUUUAGGGCGGUGUCCUUGCCUGUAACUGAUUAAUUUACCAACACGAACGUGCGGCGUUGUUGCGAAUUUGGUAGAACUCUGUUGGGGUUCUCCCUCAAGCUUUAGAUUCCUGUCCAUGGCUUAUGAUUUUCUUUUUUCUCCCCCAUUUAAUACUUUGCGUUUACCGCUGCGGUGCCAGGGUGCCGCUAAGAUAUAGCUCAUUUUUGCUCUGGACCCAUGAAGCGAUCUAAUUCACUAACCCUAGGAAUUAACUUCUUCCUGCUUGUCGCGUCUCCACACUCUGAAGUCGCUUGCUUUCCUGUUUACACUGUGGUCAAGCCGACCAGACGUUCUGAUAAGUCCAGAGCCCGCAAAUGCCUGACAUACUCCAAAUGCUCAAGUAUUUAUUAUUGAAUUAAUUUUUGUAUCACUGCUUUUGUAAUUGCUUCCGUGGUUCCGGGGAUGGGGGUGGCGUUGUCUGUUCGAUGGAACAGAAGUGUUUGAAGACUCUUUCUCCCAAUCUGUUAAUGCGAUGGCUGUUCUUGGUUGUCAACUUGAUUACAUCUGGAAAUAACUAAAACUAAAGUGACAGUACACCUGUGAGGGAUUUUUUUUUCUUAAAUAAUUUGAAGUGAGAAGAAGCACUUUUAGUCUGAAUCUUUUGAGAUGGGAAGACCCACCUUUAAUCUGGGCCACACCUUCUGCUGGCAGCCUGUAUAAAGGACUUGAAAGAAGGAAGCUUGCUCUGGCUGGCUGGUCUCUUCCUUCACUGGCGUUAGAGCCUACUUCUGGAUUCUGGCAUAUACAGAAGAUGAGACAUCCAGCCUGGUGGACCCAACAGCUACUGGAUUCAUGGACCUUCUGUUGGUAGGCUGCCACUGUUUGUUAGACUAGAUGAACCCCAGUCUGUAAGCCAUAUAUUUAUGAAAAAAAUCACAUAUAUAUUUCACUCUAUAAGUUCUGUACCUUGAGAACCCUGAUUAAUACAAUUACCUCAGUGUAAUUGAGGCAGAGCCAGAGGGGUUAAGACUCUGUGUGUGUGUGUGUCUAUGUGUGUGUUUGCCAGGAGCUGAAUUUUUCACAAUUUAGAGUAAACUCUUGGAUUUUCAUUAAAUUGAGAGCACUUGGCUUUGGGGAAAAGCCUCCUUUUACCUCUACCAACAUCUUCAUUCCUAGUUUUUCUAUUCCCUACUGAGAUGAAUUUUCAAUUUACAAUUUUCCCUUUCAUUUACUUUUCAGAGGGUUCUGCAAGAUGGGCCACAGAGUUACUAGUGAAACUGAUGGAAGCUAGGUGCUUGGUCCCACUGCCAUGCCCAACACUGUCUGCUUUCGUCUCCGUCAAGUCAGCUGCCUUGGCUUGCUUUUGUGAAUCUUCCCUUCACAGUCUUGAUUUUGCUGAUGAGGGCACUUGAUGCUCUCUGAUCACUUUCUCGGUUCUGUGUUAAGUUAAGGGUUUCUGAAGCUGACAAGAGGAGCUUUGUGAAUCCAAAAUGAGCUCCAGACACUGGCAUAGAUUGACUAAGUCCUGCUUACCGCAUGAGCAUUUCUAAGUGUGCAGACGCCGUUAUUAUUAAAUCACAUUACCAAUUAGUUUCAAAUUUUUGCUGGAUUGUUUUAUGUGGAACUCAUUUUCUCAAAAAAUAAAAUGAGCAGAUAUAACUGUU
Messenger RNA from Myodes glareolus (Bank vole), 2840 nucleotides. Lineage: Eukaryota; Metazoa; Chordata; Mammalia; Rodentia; Cricetidae. The record is from RefSeq and is a predicted model, not a curated record.